Hypanus sabinus (Atlantic stingray) is the source of this 2235-nucleotide messenger RNA. It is a transcript of the gene mis12, whose product is annotated as MIS12 kinetochore complex component. Lineage: Eukaryota; Metazoa; Chordata; Chondrichthyes; Myliobatiformes; Dasyatidae. The coding region runs from base 259 to 930 and encodes 223 amino acids. Gene Ontology annotation, biological process: protein localization to kinetochore; kinetochore assembly; mitotic cell cycle. The transcript is spliced from 2 exons. The record is from RefSeq and is a predicted model, not a curated record. Gene Ontology annotation, cellular component: nucleus; chromosome, centromeric region.
GGGGGUCGGAGGUGGGAAAGGCCGUGGCCUGGGAAGAGAGAGAUUCUGCAGAUCCCGAUGCUGAAAAUCCACGCCGCCAGAACCUGCCCACUUUCCCUUUAUUGCAUCGUCCCACCAUGUCCUCCGCACCUAUAACCAUCCAUUGUUCACUCACUCACUCACUCACCCACCCUUUCUAUUCUGCCUUUUGCCUUCUUCCUUUCUAGCCAUGAUGAAGGGUCUUGGCCUGAAGUGUUAACUGUUCAUUUCCCUCCCUGGAUGCGUUUUGUGUCUGCUGAUGAAGACGAUUUUAAAAUGGCAGAUAGGCUGAUGACAUACGAAACCCAGUUCUUUGGGUUUUCUCCUCAGACUUGUGUUCUCCGAAUUCACAGUGGAAUCCAGGAUUCUCUCCUUGAUGUGAUGCUUGUUGUGGAACGAGUAAUCCUUAAGAAACUGAAGGAGCACCCAGACAACAGUAUCACACCAUCUCAACUCCGUGCCUGUACAGAGAGUUUUCUCCAGUUGAUGAAAGAUCGUUUGGAUGCAGUCUUUGAAAAGGUUGAACAAGGAAUUUUACAGCAUAUUUUUUGUAUUCCUGAAAAUAUUCUGCUUCGUGAAGACAAUGUUCAAGAGCAGCACUUAUACACACAGGAACAGUACCAGGAACUUUUGAUGGAAAUCUCUCGGCUUCAACAAUGUUAUAAAUGUGAAAUAACAGCCAAGCAUGCCUUUCUUAGUGAAUUGGAAGAGCAAAAGAUGGCUGAGCUGAAAUUGGAGCAGAGGAUUCACUGGUUGAACAGCUUGGAUCAUAUGUGGAAGGAUAAUGGAAUUAACAGAAUUCCAGAGAGCCUGGCCUUUGUUACAGAGUUGGCCCUCAACAUCCCAGCAGUGCUUGCAAAAAUUGAAGAGCAAUACAAGGAUGAAUUAAGACAGAAGAGAGUGCAUGAAUAACAAGCAAUUGGAUGCAACACAAAAUGUAAUUGAGGUCAGAUCAGGUGGCAGAGUGAGGCAAUCUGUCAUCUUCUGGAUGCUGUAAAUUAAAGGGCUGUGAACUUUACCGCAAAAUAGACCAUUCUCAUUCUUGUCUAAGACACAAUACAGACAUAAAAUUACUUAAAAGCAGUUUAGCAAGUAGGAAAAGUGAUAUACAAAGUGUUCUGAGAUCCUGCACGUAUUGAACAGUAUGAAUUCUUUUGAAAAUGUUAAGAAACUAGUUAUGUAGUACAAAACUCAAUAAAGCUUGCUUUCUGUGGUAAAUUUAUUAAGUAAUUCACCUCAGGCUGUCUACCCAUGUGUUAUAGCACGAGAACAGGCCCUUUGGCCAAACCACAGCAUUCUCCCUACUUGUGUUAGGCCCGAACCCUUCAAGUGUAUUGCAAGUGUACCUGCCUCAACCACUUCCUCUAACAGCUCCUCCCAGCACUACUCCGGGUGUAAAGAAGUUCCCUCCUAGAUCUCUUAAAUCCCUCCCAUCUUAAGUCUGCCCUCUGGUUUUGGACACCCCAGCCGUGGGGAAAAGACGGUGAUGGUCUACCAUAUCUCUACUCAUGAUUUUCCAAACUUCUGUGAGAUCAUCUCUCAUGCUGCAAGGAUCCAGCCUGAGCAACCUCUUCCUAUAACUUAGGCAUCAAUCUCGUGUAAAUAUCUUGCAUUCUCUCCAGCCUGAGGCUGGAGAGAGGUCUCUCUUAUGACAAGGAGACAAAAACCGUACACAAUUCUCCCAAGUACAACCUCACCAAAGACUUAACCAUCUGCAAUAUAAUGUCCCUACUCCUAAACUCAAAGCUGUGACUGAUGAAAGCCAGCAUGCAGCUCAUGAUGUGAUUUACCAAUAUAUAAUCACCCUUCAGACUCUUUUACUUUGGGGGAAAUAGUGGCAGCUGAUCCCUCUGUUCCUGGUAACAUCCUCAUGAAUCUAGUCUGGACCCUUUCCUAUGGAAGGGAAAUUGAACAAAUAACAGAAUACACAGUAGUUGGGAGGACAUUGGUGAUAUGGUGGAAGAGACUAGAGUUGAUCUGAUUCUAAAGGCAGCAGGAUGACAAGAUUUUCAAUAGUCGAGGUAAUGUGAUUUCCUCCUCAGGUCAAACAAUUCUGAUUCAAUCCCACUUGGGCAGUGUGCAGUUUGCAGACCAAGUUUAUUGGGCACUCUAGUUUACUGCACGUUCCAAUGAUGUGUUGAAAGGCUACUGUAAACUGCCCUGAUGUAGCUAAGUGAUAGAGGGAGCAAUGGAGUGUUAAUAGCAUGAGAAAUGAAA